AUGCAUUUCCCCACUGCAGUCAUUGCCUCCGUUGCGGCCCUGGCACCUCUUGCCAGCGCUGUUGGUAACGCCAUCGUGACCAACCACUGCGACCAUCCCGUCUACCUAUGGUCCGUUGGCGGCAGUGUCGGCCCCAAGAAGACUAUCCAGGCAGGCGGCAAAUAUAUUGAGGCCCUGCAUCACGAUAGUGCCUCCGGUGGCAUUGCCCUGAAGAUUACCACCGUUGACAACGGGUUGUACGACGGCAGCCCUCAGACCAACUUUGCCUACACUCUGGACCCCGGCACAGUCUGGUAUGAUCUGUCAGAUGUCUUUGGCGAUGCAUUCUCUGGCAAGACCAUCGUCGUGCGGCCCUCCGAAACGACCUGCUCGAAGAUCUGCUGGACAGAGGGUGUCAAUCCAGGUGGCAGUCAGACCAAGACCUGCACCUCGGAUAGCAGUAUUAACUUGCAUCUCUGUGCAGCCAAGUGCUAA
This is a messenger RNA of Penicillium paradoxum, 474 nucleotides long. Its product is annotated as putative BYS1 domain protein. The transcript has a single exon. Lineage: Eukaryota; Fungi; Ascomycota; Eurotiomycetes; Eurotiales; Aspergillaceae. Bases 1 to 474 code for a protein of 157 amino acids. The record is from RefSeq and is a predicted model, not a curated record.